Racocetra persica is the source of this 752-nucleotide messenger RNA. NCBI's taxonomy places the organism in Eukaryota, Fungi, Glomeromycota, Glomeromycetes, Diversisporales, Gigasporaceae. The record is from the annotation of a GenBank genome assembly.
GGUUCAAUGGUAUAUAAGAUAACAACGAUCAAGUCAGAUGAACGUAAUUGGUUGGAUUAUAGAGAUAUAUCAACUUUAUCAAUUUGUGAUCUUCGUGAAACUAUAAUAGAAAGGUUAAAAGAUACACAUGGUGAUCUAUUAUCUUCUGAUAUUAAGAUUCCAUCAGAUGAAUGGAUUCAUCUCCAAUUUUGCUUCACGAAUACUACUACAACACGGGCAAUGUAUUAUACUGGUUGGUUCAACAUAAAAUUUAAAGUACAAAGUCGAAUGCUUCGAAAAAAUAGUGAAGAUGCGCAUUACUGUGCAGCACUUUUCCGAUGUCUUAGAGAAUUUUGUAUACAAUACCAUCAGUGGACUUGUUUAAUUUUUGCUGAUAACAAGCACAAAAUUCCUAUUGGUGAAGAUACUGCAGUUUCUACGGGUAUACGAAAUCGACGCUCUAUAGUUUCUCAAGAAAGCACUUUGGCUGCUACUGAUCAUGAUUUUUCAAAACUAUCUCUAACACCAUCAGUUAUUUUUUUAUAUCUAUUUCUAAUGAUAUUUCAGGAUCAUUUUAUAAUGGACAGGUCGCUUAAGCGUGACUCAAUGAGUCCUGAAUCUGAAUUAUUAUUUAGAAUGACAAAUACUUUAGAUGAUAUAUACAAUAAAGUACAGAAAUUUAGUAAAUUAGAAUCCGAGUUAAAAGAAUAUAUUUUAGAUGUUCAAGAACUAUUAAAUAGCCGAACUGAAUGGCUUCGAUUAAAAAAUAAUAA